Molecule: messenger RNA, 1289 nt
Organism: Ctenocephalides felis (cat flea)
Lineage: Eukaryota; Metazoa; Arthropoda; Insecta; Siphonaptera; Pulicidae
Product: autophagy-related protein 16-1-like
Exons: 8
Coding region: 149-1180 (343 amino acids)
Biological process (GO): autophagosome assembly
Cellular component (GO): autophagosome membrane
Molecular function (GO): protein binding
Source: RefSeq, a predicted model, not a curated record
ACGAGUUACCAAUAGAAAAAAAAUAAUGCUAUAUUUUACAGUACAUUUAACACAAAUUUCAUGAUCUAUUAUUAUUAUUUGUUAUUCGCGCUUUUAUGUCUAAUUUUAUUCAUUAGUUGUAAGACUGCUUUUUAUUAACUUAUUAACAAUGUCAGCUGAUCAAACAAAUUGGCGUGAAAAUAUUUUAAAAGAUUUAAGAGAAAGGGAUGGUCGUGAGACUAAAGAUUUCCAGGAAUUAAUCCUUCUGCACAACAGGUUAUUUGAUAAUGUAACCACCCUAAGGACAGAGAAUUUGCAAUUGACCAUUGAAAAUGAAAAAUUACGCUCCGGUUCUGGAAUACCAGGAAGCCAUAGUAAUGAUACUUCUUCUCGAAUAUCAGUUUUAGAACAAAAAUGUAUGAGCCAACAGGAAGAAUUAACAGAAUUGCAUAGAAGAAAAGGUGAAAAUGCACAACAAAUUAUUGAUUUAAAUGCUCAGCUACAAGAAUUGACAAAAAAACUAACCAGUAAAGAACAAAGUCUUACCGAAAUUGGAAUCAAAAAUACUAGCUUGCAGGCGGAAGUUCAAAUGCUAGUAAAUGGAAAAAAAGAAUUAGAAGUACUUAAUACAAUGUUGAGAGAUGAACAUACUGCCCUGCAAUUAGCAUUUGCAUCUUUGGAAGAGAAAUUACGAAAAUCUCAAGAUGAAAAUAGAAUUUUGUUAGAAAGGUUAAUGAAAUAUAAAAUGAAAGACGCUGACAAAAUGAAUGAAGAUAAUGAAAGCUUUCUAAGGAAGAGGAAUGAUCGAAUGUGUCGUGAAUUAGAAGAUGCAGCUAAAGAAAAUAGAGCUGGAAUUAGUCCAGAUAGGGCUAAUAGUAGAGAUUUAGUAAAUGCAACUUACUGUGGUGCACUUCCCUCUAAAGUUUCUUGCAAAUUUGAUGCUCAUGAUAGUGAGGUGAGUGCUGUACGAUGGAAUCCUGUUGAAAGAAUAGUUGCAACUGGUGGAGCUGAUCGUAAAGUUAAAUUGUGGAGCAUAACUAAAGGUUCUUUUGAAAGCAGAGGGACUUUAGUAGGAAGUAAUGCAGGUGUGAUGUCAGUGGAUUUUGAUAGUACUGGCACCUUAAUUCUCGGAGCGUCUAAUGACUUCGCUAGCCGUGUUUGGACUGUGUCUGAUCAGCGGUUACGAUCGUUAUUAAUAUGAAGUUGAACGAAAGUAUACCUGUAAGGCGAAUUUAAGCACAAAUCACGGCACUCUUCAGCUGAGGAAACAUCUUGAUAUACAGAGUCUACAGUCUUCAAAAUGCGCCCAG